Nannospalax galili (Upper Galilee mountains blind mole rat) is the source of this 1664-nucleotide messenger RNA. It is a transcript of the gene Rnd1, whose product is annotated as Rho family GTPase 1. The coding region runs from base 113 to 811 and encodes 232 amino acids. Gene Ontology annotation, molecular function: GTPase activity; GTP binding. The transcript is spliced from 5 exons. NCBI's taxonomy places the organism in Eukaryota, Metazoa, Chordata, Mammalia, Rodentia, Spalacidae. The record is from RefSeq and is a predicted model, not a curated record. Gene Ontology annotation, biological process: small GTPase-mediated signal transduction.
CCUCCGCCUCAGUUGGAAGGAGGCGAGGAGCCCGACUCUGACCCGCGUGCUAGACUCCUGGCACGACCUACUUCCCCGGAAUCUGUGUCCAAGUCCUGCGGAGGCUGCAGCCAUGAAGGAGAGACGGGCGCCCCAGCCAGUGGUGGUCAGAUGUAAGCUCGUCCUGGUGGGGGAUGUGCAGUGUGGGAAGACGGCGAUGUUACAGGUGCUAGCGAAGGACUGCUAUCCCGAGACCUAUGUGCCUACCGUGUUUGAGAAUUACGCAGCCUGUUUGGAGACAGAGGAGCAGAGAGUGGAGCUUAGUCUCUGGGAUACCUCAGGGUCUCCUUACUACGACAAUGUCCGUCCACUCUGCUACAGUGACUCAGACGCAGUCUUGCUAUGCUUUGAUAUCAGUCGCCCGGAGACUGUGGAUAGUGCACUCAAGAAGUGGAGAACAGAAAUCCUAGAUUAUUGUCCCAGCACUCGUGUUUUGCUUAUUGGCUGCAAGACUGAUCUGCGAACAGACCUGAGCACUUUAAUGGAGCUGUCCCACCAGAAACAGGCACCCAUCUCCUAUGAGCAGGGCUGUGCAAUAGCCAAGCAGCUGGGUGCAGAAAUCUACCUGGAGGGCUCAGCUUUCACUUCAGAGAAGAGUAUCCACAGCAUCUUCCGGAUGGCAUCCAUGGUGUGUCUGAACAAGCCCAGCUCAGUGCCCCCGAAGAGCCCUGUCCGAAGCCUCUCCAAGAGACUACUCCACCUUCCCAGUCGCUCUGAACUCAUCUCUUCUACCUUCAAGAAGGAAAAGGCCAAAAGCUGUUCCAUUAUGUGAAGUGGGAGUCAGAGGGGGGAAGACAGCCCCCCACUUCCUCCCUUGGGGUGCAGAGGCAUGGGGAGAGGGAGGAUGAGACAGUUUAAGACACUGGACAUGAGAUUUGCAGAUGGCCACAGUGAGUGCUUAGAAGGAGACAAGAAUGGGUUGAAGAAGGAGCCAGGCCUGGCACGAGGACCUGACAUUAAGCAAGAACCAUCACACCCCAAGCCAGGCCCUAGGCUGUAGAGGGGGUGCCCCGGUGUACCCCCCAUUGCAGAGGAAGGAAGGGUGUGGGGGGUUGGGGGCAUGCUGGCCUCAUGGGCUUGGGGGCCUCCAGGAGCCUCCCUCACUUUCAGCAUCAUGCCUCUUCCACGCAGCGUUCCCAUGCAGGCCGGGGGAUGGGAGGGGUCUCUGAUCCCUUCUUUUCCCCUUUAAGAAGUCAUAGAGGACUGGAGAAUGGGAAAGCCCAGAGGCAGCUCGCUUGGGAGCUUAGCCCAGGUGCUUCAUAACUGAACCCAGGAGGGCAGGGGCCUAUCAGAGCUAAUAAGGAAACCUCAUCUUUGCAUAGCCCAUGUGUCAUGGAGAGGUGAUGUCAUACAUUCACAUGCUUCUCACUUAAGUCCCCAGGGUCCAAGGAAGGAGCCCUAGACCCCCUUCUCUUGCAGAAUGUGGGGGUGGUGGUGCUUCAGGGGCAGGACUGGGUGGGGGGGUCACCAGACUUUUCCUGCCCUUAGGGCGGUACAGUUGGCAUUUGUUUUAUAGAUUCUUGUCUUUGGAAUUGGGGGGAGGGGGGAGUGUUUCAAUCUGUUAUAUGUUCUGUGUUUAAAGAAGAAAACCUAUUUAUUAAUGAAAAUAUGACAUAUAUAAAGAA